AUGUCCCAAGAGAACAUCCCGGCUAACGAUAUAACGGAAUUAUGUGACCCCUACGGAGAUGUCGUCCUCGCUGUGGGAGAAGGCACAGGGGAGAAAGUGAGAAAGUUCCUGGUCUUCUCCAGAGUAUUGAGUCUUGCGUCACCAGUCUUUGCAAAGCUCUUCUCCCAUAACUUCUCAGAAGGAAUCGAAAUCAUGAAAGGCACAUGCCCUGAGGUCCCACUUCCAGAGGAUGACCCCGAAGUUAUGGGAACAAUCUUUCACAUGCUCCACUACCAGGAGCCAAAAGAGGUCGCGCCAAAAGAGCCAGAGUUCAUUGCUAAAUUUAUUGUUCAUGCCAACAAGUACGACUGCGUUGGGGCUUUGAGAGCGUGGAUAACAAAUUGGCUGUGCGACCACCGCCUGGAAGUGUCUCCUAGUCGGAUAGCAAUCGACUACGGCCACCUGCUCCUAUCCGCUUACCUUUUUGGUGACGCACACAUCUUUCUCACCAUCUCAGCUCGAGCACAGAAUUUGAUGGCCCCAGGCAAUUUCAAUGAGUGGGAGCAAUCUAGUAUGCUCCAGCCUGGUCUGUUUCCACAGCAGAUCGGAUUCCGUCUGGAAGAGAAGAUAGAAGCGACAUUGGACAAGAUAUUCGACAUGUUACACGACGUGGAAGGAAGACUUACGCGACAAAUAGGCGGCUAUACGAUGGAAUCGAAAUGGUGUGUUCUCUGUGAAUCUAUACAAAACUCUGCCAACCAGAAAUGCACCUGUCGACAAGAACGCUUUGUGCGGCGCUACUGCACCAGUGGACACAGAGUGUUGACAUAUAUGGCAGUAUUGAAAAAGGCGGACCUACGACCCUCCAAGCCAUCGCAGCUUAGGGCUUAUUCAGCUACAGAGCUCUCUGGGAAGAUCGAUUCGAUGGCUAGUUCUCUAACCCACAAUUGCCAGGCUGGGUCGAACUGUCCGUUGAAACUGGAGAUGGCAAAAUGCUCUUUGGCUUGUAAGAAUAUACUGCUGGGGGAUAAGGGCAUGUUGCUGUCGGACUUUCGUUGA
Messenger RNA from Aspergillus melleus, 1038 nucleotides. RefSeq lists its product as uncharacterized. Lineage: Eukaryota; Fungi; Ascomycota; Eurotiomycetes; Eurotiales; Aspergillaceae. The record is from RefSeq and is a predicted model, not a curated record. The transcript has 2 exons. The coding region runs from base 1 to 1038 and encodes 345 amino acids. Gene Ontology annotation, molecular function: protein binding.